Messenger RNA from Eimeria mitis, 777 nucleotides. RefSeq lists its product as uncharacterized. Bases 1 to 777 code for a protein of 258 amino acids. The transcript is spliced from 3 exons. The record is from RefSeq and is a predicted model, not a curated record. NCBI's taxonomy places the organism in Eukaryota, Apicomplexa, Conoidasida, Eucoccidiorida, Eimeriidae.
AUGUCUCCGCCCUCAGAGCUCAUCUUCUUGCUGCGCAUGCAGAUACAGAUCCUGCUGCUGCUGCUGCUGCUGCUGCUCCUGCAGCAGCAGCAGCAGCAACUGGAGCCGCAGAGAAAGCAGCAGUACCAGCAGCUCCAUCAGCAGCUACACAAACAAACAAUGAACCAUCAAACGCAACGUCAGCAGCAGCAGCAGCAGCAGCAGCAGCAACUCCUUCUGCUGCAGCAGCAGCAGCAGCAACACCUCCAGCAGCAGCAGCAGCAGCAGCAGCAGCAGCAGCAGAAGGGGAAAAAGAAGCAGCAGAAAGCAGCAGUACCAGCAGCUCCAUCAGCAGCUACACAAACAAACAAUGAACCAUCAAACGCAACGUCAGGAGCAGCAGCAGCAGCAGCAGCAGCAACUCCUUCUGCUGCAGCAACAGCAGCAGCAACACCUCCAGCAGCAGCAGCAGCAGCAGCAGCAGCAGAAGGGGAGAAAGAAGCAGCAGAGUGUCGCUGCAGCGGGCCUGAGGCGCAGCACAGCACAGCCUGCCCCAGCACAGCAGCAAGCACAGCAGAUGACGAAGCAGAUACAGCAGCAGCAGCUGCUGCUGCUGCUGCUCCUGCUGCUGCUGCUGCUGCUGCUGCUGCUGCAGUUACAGAGCCGCUGCUGUUUUCUUAUGAUGCUGCUGCUGGCACUGCAUGCGUUAUGUCUGGGUUCCCCGACGGAACAGACACUUGCUGCUUCUACAACGCACAGCACAGCCUGCCCCAGCACAGCAGCAAGCACAGCAGAUGA